GUUAACAGAUUGUUCACGCAAUAAAACACAUGUUAUAUCCACGAUAACAAAUGCCGCAUCCUUUGUCUUUCUUCCCAAUCGAGUGACGUGCCUGGCCUGCUAUAGUUUUUGGGCGUUUUAUGGAUCAAUUGGACGCUUUAUUGCCCGAGCAUGACGGGUGAUUCCAGUCUUAAAUGGUUCCUAAUCCCCGUCCUCCUGCUCGUAAUACUCUCAUCAACAAGGCUCAAGGCUCUCGAGGAAUGCACGAGUGAUUUAACUUGUCGCCAAGGUCGUACUCAUGAAGGUCUUAUCCGAUGCAUCAUGGGACAAUGCACUUGGCUCUCAAAGACCUCAGAGGAUGGCGACGGCGGCCACGACCAGGAUGAUGAUGAUGGUGAUGUUGAUCGGGAUGAUGAUGCAUCCCAGUCUCAAUUAGACUCACUUGGGACCAACCAAGGGGCCACUGCCGUGGAAAUGAUAAGGGACUUAUACUAUGAUCCCGCGCCAACGCACUCAAAACGAAGGAAAGGUGCUACGGAGAAUGAAGUCGAGAGUCAAGAGGAGCCCACUCCCAGCCAGACAACAGAGAGUAGUGGUAGUAGUAGUAGUAUCCAACAUGCCGUGCACUUCUAUGAAGGCAAAAGGAACAGACUAACUUUUCAGAGCCCGUCGAGAUCCGAGUCGAACACCUCGCAGAAGGUGCCAUUAUUUGAUGACUUUGGGUGCGACUGUGGUGAGUCUUCAAGGGUAACCAAGCGGCGCCAUCAUCUGCGAUUUCGUAUAGUUGGGGGCAAGAGUGCCAAGGGCGCUAUUGAAUGGGUGGCCUACAUACGGCUUGUCGAAGGGAGCGUGGCGGAUUUUUGCACGGGGUCCCUCAUUAACAGCAAAUAUGUUCUGUCGGCCGGACACUGCGCCUGCAUGCCCCAGAUUCACCCCGAUGCAUGCUCAACCAACGAAUCGGGCACCCUUACACUGAACUAUAACCCCACCGAGGUCGACAUCGAGGUGUUUCUAAACGUGGCGGAUCGUUCCAAAAUCCAAAGCCUGCGCAAUGGGAUCAAAGUGGUUGGGGUGAAGCUUCAUCCCCAAUAUGACUUGUCUUCUGAGAACCCCUCGUUUGAUCUGGCUCUCUUCAAGCUGGAACGAGCAGCCAAUGCUAACCCAAUUUGCUUGCCUCACACUGGGCACUUUGUAGAGCCUAAAAGUGCCACCGUGGCCGGUUGGGGGUUCCAGUACAAAGACUGUCAAACAGACUUCUGGGGCCCUGAGCGCUUUGCCACUUGUCACACUAAUUGGAAGUACAAGGGUCAAGUGUAUGCCCAAUGCGAAAAGACAGUGGAGCCACCCAAGCAUCUCUUGUGCGAAGAAUUCUACCAGGGAGUGUUCAAUUCCAAGAUCCAACCCGUGGGACCAGUGGUCCUCCGAGGUGAAAAGGGACAAAUCGAUUGUCCCCUCAAGAGACCACCGGGAGAGAGAUACCACGGAUGGUGUGCUGCCUGCAGCUUGGAACAACUAGUGGGAUCAUGGCUAAAAAGAGGCACGUGCAUUCCAGAGCCGGGUAGGAAAUGGGGCUUUUGUGGAAAAGUGUGCCGUGUCGAGACGUUGCCGUCUCGACUCCAAAAAUUAGACUUGACCAUCUUGGAGGAUCAGGAAUGCCUUUCCCUCACAAAUCUGAAUCCCACAAGUCUGACCAAGGUCAACAUCAAGGUGGAAAUGUGUGCAGGGAAGAAGAAUUAUUUACCCCACUUCCCGAUCUACCGGAGGAUGGUCAACGGUUCCAAGGUCACAUUUGAGCAAGAACUCCACGACGAGGAUGUUUUGUUCCAGACCCCUGAAUACAUAUUUGGGGGCAAAGAUUCUUGCUACGGAGACUCGGGUGGCCCUAUGUGGAUCAAGGCCAAGCGACGAGGUGAUCAAACGGUGAAGGUCAUUCAAAUUGGAGUGGUGGCUCGAGGCGAAGGUUGUGCCAAACGAGGAUCCCCAGGAGUGUACACCAGAGUCAAAAGUGUGAUAGAAUGGAUUCAAUAUGAAGCACAAGAUGGCCGAUGCGUAAACUAGGUUGAGUGGCUCCGGAUUGAAGACAUUCCCUCAUAAUAUUGCUCACGCUUAGUUAAACUGGCUCUGAGGGUUCAAGACUAACAGAGGCCAAUAUAUGAAAUUGAACAAAAGGAACGAAAAGGGAAAAAUAAUAAUCAUCAUGCCAUCCAUGCUAUUCAUCUCCUUGUCAAACCAUCCUUCACCAUGUUUCUUAUCGCCCUUCAUUUCUGGUCGAGCCAACAAGAUCGCGUUGGUUAAUAAAGAAAUCGAGUUCCGAGGUCCUGGCAACGGUUCCACCAAA
Tigriopus californicus is the source of this 2317-nucleotide messenger RNA. RefSeq lists its product as uncharacterized. The transcript is spliced from 5 exons. Gene Ontology annotation, biological process: proteolysis. The record is from RefSeq and is a predicted model, not a curated record. Lineage: Eukaryota; Metazoa; Arthropoda; Copepoda; Harpacticoida; Harpacticidae. Gene Ontology annotation, molecular function: serine-type endopeptidase activity. Bases 151 to 2037 code for a protein of 628 amino acids.